Penicillium riverlandense is the source of this 579-nucleotide messenger RNA. RefSeq lists its product as uncharacterized. Gene Ontology annotation, biological process: positive regulation of transcription by RNA polymerase II. The record is from RefSeq and is a predicted model, not a curated record. Gene Ontology annotation, cellular component: nucleus. The transcript has a single exon. Bases 1 to 579 code for a protein of 192 amino acids. NCBI's taxonomy places the organism in Eukaryota, Fungi, Ascomycota, Eurotiomycetes, Eurotiales, Aspergillaceae. Gene Ontology annotation, molecular function: transcription cis-regulatory region binding; DNA-binding transcription factor activity.
AUGGUCUUCCAUUUUGCGCACCGCCCGCUCUGGUUGUGUGCGCGCGCACUCCGAUUCAUCCACAACGAAGAAUACCCACCGGGUUGUUCGCCACUGCAGACAUGGAUGCAGCUUAUGGAUGAGCUCGAACACUGGUACCACGAGCGGCCGCAGGAAUUCCAGCCGAUGCUGGAGCUGGAGAAUCAUGACCAGUUAGCCGGGCCAGAGCGCAGUUUUCCGGUGGUUCUGUUCUCCAAUGGAGCGGGUGCUUUCGGCAGCCAGCUCUAUCAUACUGCAAUGCUGGUACUGCUGCAAAGCCGGCCGCGCACUGCACCCAUCACUGAUUUCAGCCCUACUGCGAUGUCACCGCUUUGGCAUGCGCAGCGCAUCUGCAGCAUCGCCUUGCAUAACGACCGGCAGGAAUGCUGGGAUCCGUGCCUGCUGGCAUCAUUUCUGGUUGCUGCGCGUCGGAUGACGCAUGAGUCGCAGCAGCGGGAAAUCCUGCGCGCAUUUGAGCGCGUUCGGACGAUGACGGGGUUUGAUAUCAGUGAGCGCUUGCAGGAAUUGCGGCAAAUAUGGUGUCUUCUCGAUGAAACGUAA